GCGCGACGGGCGCUGGUCGGCCGUCGGGCACUGCACGAAGGCGACGCCCAAGAAGCCGCGGAGCGCCCUGGACGUUGACUACAUGGUUUGGCCCGCGGAGCACCCGCCGCUGACGGCGUCGAAGAAGAAACCGACGACCGCCUGCGAUUGGGAGAAGCGCAGGGUCGCGCGGGAGCAGGUCGAGGGCGAGAGGGGGAAGCCAGAGCCUUGCUUCGAGGCGGUGGACCUGCGGCCGAUGGCGGUCAGGUCGGGGAUCCAGAAUUCCCCGGACGAGCCCCGCGCGGUGCGCAAGUUGAUGGCGCGCGCUAAGACGUCCUGCUCGCGCAAGGUGGUCGGCUGGAUGUUCAAGGACGGGCGCGUGCUGGAGAAGAUCAUCGGCAAGGGCCUGUCUAUGAAUCGUAUUGACGUCGCCGACCUGUGCAACAGCAUCUUGAUGUCCCUGAAACACGGUCGGUCCGAGGCGGGCCCUGUGGUCACCAUGGCCGGGCGCUUCGGCGGAGGUGGAAGGCCCCUUCUCUCCUCGUCGGCGCGGCCGCUGUUCGGCGGCGAGCAUGUGCAGGAGCGACCGGGAGGGGGGGAGUUUUGCUUCCACGGCUUGGACAAGGCCAAGGCCGCGGUGCUGGGCGAGUGGAUGUUCAUCGAUGAGGACCUCCCCUUGUCCAUCCACUUCCUGUGGCUGGAGAGCAAGCCAAUGCCCAUCAAUAUGCACCAGCACGUCGGGCGCAAG
Prorocentrum cordatum is the source of this 727-nucleotide messenger RNA. The record is from the annotation of a GenBank genome assembly. Lineage: Eukaryota; Dinophyceae; Prorocentrales; Prorocentraceae.